AUGGGAGCCGUGACGUCACGGGGCGAUCAUCCCAUGAACGCAGGAGCGGAGAAGUGUGGGAAAACGGGGGAGGAGCCUGAGCUUAGAGAGAGAGAGAGAGAGAAAGAGAGACAGAGAGAGAGGGAAGGCGAGUACAGUAGAGAGAAGAAGAGCCCUGCCAUGCCCGGUUCGCCUGUGGAUGCUAAGACUCAUUCCAGAUCAGCCCCCAGCAGCAGUGCCAGCUCCACCAUGCCGCCCCUGCCCUCUGUCAAUCCCAGCGGUCCUCGUCCGGCCUCGUUUUCCACCACAGCACUGACCAACGGGAAUCAUCACUCCCCGCCAACCCUGAACGCAGUGCCGUCUCCACCGCAGCGAUACAGCAACGGGCCGUCCUCCUCCUCUUCCUCGUCGCUGGCAAACCAACAGCUGCCGGCCACCUGUGGGGCUCGCCAGCUGAGCAAGCUGAAACGUUUCCUGACCACGCUGCAGCAGUUUGGCAACGACAUCUCUCCUGAGAUUGGAGACAACGUCAGAAGCCUCGUUCUGGCCCUUGUGAAUUCAACAGUUACUAUCGAGGAAUUUCACUCACGGCUUCAGGAGGCCACCAACUUCCCCUUACGGCCAUUUGUCAUUCCGUUUCUCAAGGCAAACCUUCCCCUGCUGCAGAGGGAGCUGCUCCACUGUGCACGGGCAGCCAAGCAGACCCCUGCUCAGUACCUGUCCCAGCACGAGCACCUCCUGCUGAGCACCACUCUGGCCUCCUCCCCAGACUCCUCAGAGCUGCUGAUGGAGCCUCCGGAGACCGGGACCAAGAGACACAGCCCCAGCAGGGUAAAAGAGAACGGUUUCCACGAGCGCCCGCCGGCAGCCAUGGAGCCGGCGGCCAAACGGGUGUGCACCAUCAGCCCGGCUCCCCGGCACAGCCCCGCACACCCGCUGCCUCUCUCCGCCCAGCUCCACCUGACCCCCCCGCCCCUGCAGCACUACGCCCUGGACGACAUAGCCGCGCCGCACAUUUUGCAGCGGGAGCACAGCCAGCGCGUGCUGGAGAUCCGCGAGCUCAAGGACCGGCCCAGAAUCCCAGGCACUAACGGGGGCUACCGCGAGGAGCCGGUGGACCACAGGCUGACAGACAGAGAGUGGGCUGAUGAAUGGAGGCAUCUGGACCAUGUGUUAAACUGCAUCGUUGACAUGGUGGAAAAGACACGGAGGUCAGUGAGUGUGCUCAGACGAUGCCAGGAGUCAGAUCGCGAGGAGCUCAACUAUUGGAGACGCCGAACGAGCGAGCAGGAGGACCCACGCAAAGGAGGCUCAGGCUCCACUCCAUUUUCCAAGCCACACAGCCCCCACUCCGAGUCGGACUCCCAGCGUGACUUUGUUCCGCGGCCAGGCUCGGCAUAUGUUACAGAUGAGAUCUGGAGGAAAGCUGAGGAGGCAGUUAACGAAGUCAAGCGUCAGGCCAUGGACGAGGUUCAGAAAGCAGUGGCAGAGGCCGAACAGAAGGCGUUUGAGAUGAUUGCUGCCGAAAGGGCUAAGAUGGAAAAGACUCUGGCUGAGGCAAAGCGGAAAGCUCAAGAGGAUGCCAUCCUGGUCAUCAAUGAACAGGAGGACUCCAGUGAGUGUUGCUGGAAUUGCGGGCGUAAAGCGAGCGAGACGUGCAGCGGCUGCAACGCCGCCCGCUACUGCGGCUCCUUCUGUCAGCACAAAGACUGGGAAAGACAUCAUCUGAUCUGCAGCCCAGGACUUCAGGCUCAGCCCAAACCUGUCUCGACCAUCACUGCCGGCAGGGCGGUUUCUGCGGCCACUGCAGCGGCAGCAGCUGGAAUGUCUCCCGUCAGUCUGGCCGGGGUCAAAGCUCCCGACAGCGGGCCUUCAGUGUCCAGUCCAAAAGGAGAGAAGGCGUCAGUCGCCUCUCGCUCCUCCACUCCCUCCACCCCGGCCUCGGCCCCCGAGACCAACGGACACUAGGAGGUUGAAGGAUUAUAGGGGUUAACGAGUCACUAAUCCUCUUUGCUUAUGGGGAAGAGUUGAAUCAACAGCAUGAGGAAACUAUUUGUGGGUUAAGUUAGGAUAACAGAUUUUUUCAUCAUACUCUUUGGCAGAUAAAGAAGGACAGAUUAUGGAUGACUGUUUUGAGUGAUAUGUCAACUGGGACUUUGGCUUUGGCAAAGAACAAAGGGACUCGUCUCGUAUGCAUUCAUUGGAUGAACAGAUCUCCCUAACAGAUGGAAAUGUCCCUCUCGUCGUCCAAAACCUCGAAUCUUGGAUCUGUGAUGACUGGGGGGAGAAAAAAAAGAACAGAUGAUUGAUCUCAGUUUAUCUGUGACAGCAGGGAGGAAGUUGUGAAAGGAAGGCAUAUAACCCGCUCACACUCCAUCCCCAGUUUACAAACUAAUAUCCUUACUUUGUUGUGAAUAUAUGAAAAGCAGGGAAUUGGUUUUGAUAAAUGUAAAAAAGUGUAAUAGAACCAUGCCCACAGCAUCCGUCUUUGUAAUUUAGAAGACUCUGACACUAGACCACGUAAACGGUCAUCUCUGGAACUCAUCUGGACUCAGAACAUUUGCUCUCCAACAUCUUGUCAGAUUUCCAUAGGUAUGAACCCGUCAAACGUCAUGCCGUCUGUGACUAUAGUAAAGCAUAUGAUUAUUUUUUAUCAAAGCAAUAUUGAAAUAAAGUGUUCAGGUAUUUCAAGUUGUUUUUCUGCACCACCAAAGUUUUCAGUUGCUGAAGAGUCCGUUGGCAGGAAUAUACCAAGCCGCUAACCCCUCUGACGAAGGGCUUAACUGGUCAUUUCUGAUCUGCGAGAAGUGAUGGUGGUUGUGUCACGCAAGCACAGGACUUUUUGUUAUUUUUUCCUUUAAAAAUCAAAUUCUGGUUGCAGUAUCACCCGGGCCCUUGUUUACAUCAGCAGCUACGUGGCAGCUCUUCUACCACUGCAGUGUGUGCAUCAGAGGACGAGAGUGUCAAAGCCCAAAACCAUUUUUAACGCAUGACUGACUAUCCACACAUCGCAGUGGUUCAGGUCCAGAACAGCCACUUUGUCCUUCGGAGAAUCUCAGGAGCUAAACUGUUUGUAUGUACAGAUCACUCUUUUUCUUUUGGGUGCCGUUAGGUUAAAGUUUAGUGGGGAGCUUUGAUUUAUUGUACUUCGCUGUUGCAAUUGAGAUACCCUCUUUUUUUUUCUUUUCUUUUUUGCUGUAAAAUUACUUGUAAAGAUUAUGAGAGAUUUCCUUUAUUUUGUGAGCCACAGUUUUCCCCUUCAUUCUUUGAAUAUGUUCUUUUGUUAUGAGGCUUGGAACACAUCUUGACAUAAACCAUGGAAUAAAAGAAG
Molecule: messenger RNA, 3310 nt
Organism: Menidia menidia (Atlantic silverside)
Lineage: Eukaryota; Metazoa; Chordata; Actinopteri; Atheriniformes; Atherinopsidae
Source: the annotation of a GenBank genome assembly